Rubroshorea leprosula is the source of this 3504-nucleotide messenger RNA. The record is from the annotation of a GenBank genome assembly. Lineage: Eukaryota; Viridiplantae; Streptophyta; Magnoliopsida; Malvales; Dipterocarpaceae.
GUAGAGUUGGCCCCGCCGUACUUACCCACUAUAUAUGACAUUGUAAGGAAACCAGGAGGUCUUUGCGUUGCAGAUGAGCUUCAGUCUGGCUAUGCUCACACAGGAAGUCAUUUCUGAGUGUUUGAGUAACAUGGUGUUAUUCCUGAUAUCGUGUCCUUGGAAAAGGGCAUUGGAAAUGGGAUUCCUCUUGGUGCUGUGGUAACCAUUCCUGAGAUUGCAUAGGUCUUGGUUGAGCGAUCAUACUGUAACACAUUUGGUGGGAAUCCUUUAUGUACUGCUGCUGGUUUGGCUGUUUUGAAAGUAAUUGAGAAGGAAAAGCUUCAGGAGAAUGCUUUUGUUAUGGGAUCCUACAUGAAAGAGAGACUAAGAGUACUAAGGAAAAAUAUGACUGUAAUCUUCGUUUCCUCUCCAUUUUGUUCUGCAUCAGACAUUCUUUCUUGUGUGAAAGCCUAAAUUAAUACUGAUCGUUACAUCACAGAUCGCAAACUGAAGACUCCUGCACAGGAAGAAACUGUUCAUAUAAUGGACCAGAUGAAAGAACUUGGAGUGCUGAUUGGAAAAGGUGGAUAUUUUGGAAAUGUUUUCAGAACCCCUUCUUUGUGCUUCACUAAGGAUGAUGCAGGAACUUGACCAUAAAGGGGUUGAAAAGGCAAAUCUCUCCCCACAUAUUUCAUCAAAAAAAUGGUACAUAAUCUGUAGCUACAUUUUCUGACCUUGAAAUGAAGAAAAUUAACAAGAUGUAAGGAAGUUGAACAUUGGAGCACCUUUCUGGUCUGUAUUUCUAAUUAUUCAGCUUUUGGAUUUUAGAUAUGAUUUAUUUCUUCUCUAAUAGAUUUCUUUAUGUAGGUCUAUGGCAAAGAACUAUAUAUCCCUGCCUUGCAUUCAUACUUCCUAGAAGCUAAGUUUAAUUUUCAUGCUAUGGAGACACUACCAAAGAAAGUGAUUCUCUCUUUGCAAUUUGCAUUGAUAUAACUAGUAAGCAGCAAUGCAUCAAUUGUGGGUGUAGGCAAUAAAUUCAUCUAGAAAGUUUCUUUGAUAGCUUCAUUCUAGAAUAUUUGCUUUUGUUCUACAACUGUUGCAACAAUAACAUCAGAAGUACAUCAAAUUCUUCAAUUAACUUGGAAAAAGGCAAUGAGAUAUUGGCACUCAUCGUGAGGCAAUGAAGGCAAUAAGAAAUUAACUUAUCUUGAGGUGGGUUGACGCCUCUAAUGGCAAAGGAUCCAGCACAAGUGCCUGAAUUGGUGGAAUUCAGAUGUCUCAAUAUUUCAUGAGCUUAUCUACUACUAGAAACAACCAGUUGAACUGAUGUUUGUCAUGAGGAACAAGGUGCUUUGAAAUUGAAAAUCUGAAAUGGAGAGCUGUUGUAGUAUCUGCACCAAAGAAUCAUGAAAAAGAAGGUCAAUUGCAAAGAACUUAUCUCUUGCUAUGAACUCAAAUUUUAUCAAACCCGAGGGUGAUUUUUUCAUGUGAAGGAAACUCAAGAAGAGAUGCGAUUCUCCUGUUGCGUAUUGCAUCCAUAUAGUUGGCCUUGUUUGCUGGAAUAUUUGUUCUUGUUCUGCACUUGUUGCAAGCAAAAACGGAACCCCAUCAAAUCCUUUUAUUUAAUUGGAAAAGGACUCUGAGAUGUUGGCACAAUCCAGGGCAACCACACUGCUAAUUCCAAACAAGGAGUACUGGUAAUGCCAUGGAGUUCAAAUUACAAAGAUUUUCUGAGACAGACCAUCAAUCACACCAAUGGUCGAAUGAGGAAAGGUCAAUGUGUCAAGUGGGAUGGAACUUUUUUCACAAAGGCUAGGAGUAGGAGAUCAGUUAAUUUGGAUUUUGGGCAUUAAAUUCUUGUUGCCUUCCUAUUGUUGGAGUCUGAGUUUGGGAUUGGGCCUCGAGACUAUAAUUAAGGUCCUAGUCCUUCUCCCUUCUAACGGUCAAAAAACCAAUGGUUAUUUACAGUAAUAAGGCCAAAUCCAACGGCUAUCAUAAUAGAGCUGUUGGUUGAUUAAUUGCCCUUUUUAUGUUGGUUAACCGCUAUUAACGACUAUUAUAAAAGAUGUCAUCUAUUGAUCAACAUCCACUUUUUACUAACCCUUCUAUUGAGCUAUUUCCUAAUGACCUUGAUGCAGAUACAUUUGAUGAGCUCUAUGAUGCCUCUCCACAUGCUCCACCUGGUUCUAUAGAAGAUGUUCUGCCUGUUGGUAAUGCAUUAGACAAUGCUGAGUUUUCUUCCCUUACCUCUUCUAUAUCACCUAUUAGAUUUAACCAUGUUAAUCUUGAGCCUAAAAAUGAGAUCCUUAAUCCACCUUCAAGUCAUCGUACUCGAGUAAGAAAUCCUUCUAGCUAUCUUUGUGAUUAUCAUUGCUUUCCUGCUAUUACCUCCUUACAUGAGCCUCAAUCCUACCAAAAGGCCUCUUCUAACCCUCGUUGGCAGCAAGGAUUUACUCAGGAAUAUGGGAUUGAUUAUGAGGAAACCUUUGCACUUGUUGCUCGUCCUACUUCAGUUCGUAGUUUGAUUGUUAUUGUUGUUGCAAAAAGAUGGAAAUUGUUUCAGAUGGAUGUGAAAAAUGCCUUUCUAAAUGGUGAUCUUGCAGAGGAAGUUUACAUGAAAUCACCUCCUGGACUUAAGCAUCCUCCAAACAAAGUUUGUCGAUUGAAGCAAGCUCUGUAUGGUUUGAAAAAAGCACCUCGACCUUGGUUUGCGAAUUUUAGUACCACCAUCAGUGAAUUUGGUUUUAUGUCUAGUGUUCAUGAUACUGUACUAUUGAUACGUAAGACUAAUCAUGGUAUGGUUCUACUACUUCUUUAUGUUGAUGAUAUGAUCAUUACUAGGGAUGAUAUUUCAAGUAUUCAUGAUCUUAAGCAAUUUCUCAAUCAUAAGUUUGAGAUGAAAGAUCUUGGCAUUUUGAGCUAUUUCUUGGGACUUGAGGUCACCUUUUAUGAUGAUGGUUAUCUUUUCUCUCAAACAAAAUAUGCUUUUGAUCUUAUAUCUAAAGCUGGACUCACUGACAGUAAAACUACAUCUACUCCUUUUGAGCCCAAUGUUCGACUUACAUCCAUGGAUGGUUCUCCAUUAGCUGAUCCUACUCGUUACAAACAGUUGAAGCAAACAGUUCCAUCACGUUCUAGCACAGAGGCUGAAUAUCGAGCACUUGGAGACACCACAUCAAAGUUACUUAAUUUAUGUUGGCUACUAGAAGAUAUGGGUGUUUCUCAAUUGCCUGCUACUAAUUUUUAUUGUGACAAUCAGAAUGCCAUGCAGAUUGCUCGUAAUGAUGUCUUCCAUGAACGCACUAAACACAUUGAGGUUGAUUGUCACUUUGUUCCUCAUCAUGUUGCAUAAGGAACUGUUCAUUUGGUUUUUAUUGGCUUCGUUGAUCAACUAGCAGGCCUUUUCACUGAGGGUUAUUUUCUUGGACGCUUUCGUACUCUUCUUUCCAAACUCAAGUUAGUUUAAUCACAACCACUUUAACUUUAAAAGGAAUGUUAAUAUAUGAAUAUAAUAAUUUAGAUUAU